Messenger RNA from Paraglomus brasilianum, 1971 nucleotides. The record is from the annotation of a GenBank genome assembly. NCBI's taxonomy places the organism in Eukaryota, Fungi, Glomeromycota, Glomeromycetes, Paraglomerales, Paraglomeraceae.
AUGACGCGUGUUUCAAAGCUAACGAAAGAUGCUCCUAAAUGUGCUGGCUCUGAUUAUACAGAUUCUCGAAGCCGCAAAGUUAUAUCACAUACUGAAGCUCAAUCCAUAUCCACCAUGAAACGCAGUAGCGAUUACGGAAACCAAAGUCACGAUAAUAUCAAGAAGGCCCGAUUCGGACAAGGAGGUUACGGCAGCUAUUCAUUGUCUGCUAGUGGUAUGAGAAACGACCUUAGCCAAGGAUCUUCCGCAAGUGAUUUGUAUAGUCACCAAUUUCCCCCUGUUAGUCCGUCAGCUAUGAUGAUGGGUAAUCACUCUUAUUCUCAAGGUAAUCCCGGAUUCCAUCACCACCACGGACAUCAAGGCGGUCAUUUUGCUGCCAUGGGAACAUAUCAACAUGCCCCACAAUAUGCUGCUAGCAUGGGUCAAUAUACCCCAACAGUAAGCAGUAUGGUUCCGCAAUUCUCAGGCUUUUCCAGCGCCCAAUUUCCGGGCUACCAACAAGCUGCAGUGGCUUCCGUUACGAACUCAACUGGUCGAACUGUAUAUCUUGGCAACAUUCCGGCGGAAGUACCGGUCGAUGAAAUUCUAAACCAAGUUAAAAUCGGACCUAUAGAAUCUGUGCGCAUUCUUCCUGACAAAAGUUGCGCGUUCAUUUCUUUCAUGGACGGGACUGCAGCUGCGGCAUUUUACCAUGAUGCAUCUACUAGAAAGAUUAUGAUUCACGGUCAAGAUCUGAAAGUCGGAUGGGGUAAGCCAUCCCCAGUCCCGUCUCAAGUGCAAAUGGCUGUCAGUUCCCAAAAUGCCACGCGAAAUGUCUAUCUGGGUAAUCUUGAUGACUCCAUAACAGAAACUGUAUUACGUGAGGACUUGGGCAAGUUUGGUGUCAUUGAUACGGUCAAGAUUGUCAGAGAAAAGAAUAUCGGGUUUGUGCAUUUCUUGUCUAUUUCCACUGCAAUGAAGGCGGUACAGUCUUUGCCACAAGAUCCAAAAUACACAAAUAAGAAAAUCAACUAUGGGAAAGAUCGAUGUGCUCAGCGGACAACGACUUCUAACGGUGCAGCCUCACAAUAUGCAUUCGGGGGAUCUCUUGGUUUCCAAACCUUCGCGUCAUCAGCUGCCGGUAGCACCGCCUCUGGUUCCAAUGCUGGAAAUCGCACAGUUUAUCUUGGAAAUAUUCAUCCAGAGACGAUAUGCGAAGAAAUUUGUAAUGUCAUUCGCGGUGGAAUACUCCAACAAAUUCGGUAUAUGCCCGACAAGCACAUUGCUUUUGUCACUUUCGUCGAUCCCAACGCGGCGAACAGCUUUUUGUAUCUCGCCACUCAUCAAGGUAUUAUGAUCAAGAAUCGCAGACUCAAAGUCGGUUGGGGGAAACCAUCUGGGCCUCUUCCUGGAAACAUUCAAAUGGCUGUCAACACGCAAAAUGCCUCGCGUAAUGUAUACGUCGGUCAAUUGGAUGAAUCGAUCACAGAAGAAAAGCUCAGAAGAGAUUUCUCCGAGUUCGGGGAAAUAGAGCUAGUAAAUAUUCUUAAAGAGAAGAGCUGCGGAUUUGUCAAUUUCACAUCAAUUCUGUGUGCCAUGAAGGCCAUCGAGGGUAUCAAAAUGAAGGAAGAGUACAAGAAAUUCCGAAUCAACUUUGGCAAAGAUAGAUGUGGCAAUCCACCGAGAGGGCUUUCGGGUGGUCCCAGCGGAGGUGCAAACAAGGCAAAUAAAGGACGUAACAAUGGAGAAACAGAUGCAAGAGUACUUCAUGGGGGCGAUACUUCCGAGUCUGAUUGUAGGAACGUUGAAGGUCAAGAAGACGAAGUUGCAGAAGUUGACGAUGAAUAUCCUACAGCAACAAUGGAUGUAUGUUUCAAAUGGGAGGAAGAGGACUUGAAGGAUGUGAAAUGUGAGGAAGAGGACUUGAAGGAUGUGUGUUUCAAAUGGGAGGAAGAGGCCUUGAAGAAGUCGAGAGAUCUUCCAAGGAAAUAA